AGGUAUCCCAGCCUGUCGUAAAAGACGAUUAACCGAGGACGCCGCCAUAGGAUUAAAAAAUUGCCUACACCAGCUCUAUACACCAAUCAGAAAACAACAAUAUAUACAGGCGCCAUGGUGGGCUCGGUCACGCGCUGGGAGCCUGGCGUGGGGGGGGACCAGCAACACCUCGCCGUGACGGACCACGUGGCUGGCCUGGACCCGCCCAUCAUCCCGCUCUCGCUGCCCACACUGCCACGCCCCCUGCCUAGUCACGCCCACACACCCCGACCCGCAGAGGAUCUCGACGAAAGCGUCGAGGAAACGCCGUGUCUGGAGGAGCACCGACGCGGGCGUGAGCGCACGACGUCGCCGCGCCACGCGCCCUCGCAGCCGCCCGCGAGCGCCCGCCCAGAGAGCCUGCCCGGCCUGGACGCCCCCGCGAACGGCCGCCAGCACAACCACCACCGCGCCCCGGCGCCUACGACCUCCAGCGCGCACGAAGCGCAUCCCGGCAGCGCCGCCCACACCUCCACCAACGGCACGAGGAGGCGGCCGCCGCCCGUCCUGCCGUCCGCCCUCGCGACGCCCGACGCGUGGGCCGAGCCGGAGGAGACGGCGCCCCUCACGCCCGCCACCAACGGGGAAGUGGCCCGGCGCGGGCUGAACGGCGUCGUGGUGAAAAAGAUGGCGCCCGUGGAGGAGGCGGUGAUGGAGGAGGAGGUGGAGGAGGGGGAGGAGGCAGCGCUCCGGGACGAGGAGGAGGUGGAGGAGGAGGAGCUCAAGUGCGGACUCGGCCCUUGCUGCACGCCCGUGUGGCUGCAAAAGUACGCGAGCAAACAGAUGUUCUUGUUUGUGUUCUGUUUAACUUCAGUGUUACAGGGAAUGUAUUAUACGUAUGUGGUUAGUAUCCUUACUACUAUAGAAAAGUUGUUUCAGUUGCAAAGUAAGACGACUGGAAUCAUCCUCAGUGCUACGGAAAUGGGCCAAAUAGGCGGUGCUUUGUUGCUCACCUACUACGGGGGGCAGGGACACAGACCCAAGUGGAUAGGCUGGGGCAUCAUUCUGUUCGCCUUCUUCGCCUUCUUCUCGUCCCUCCCGCACUUCCUCUUCGGCGACAUCAUCCUCAAGAGGUUCCAGGACUCGACGCCGUCCCAGGAUAACCCGCUCGAGUCCGCCAACACGUGCGAGGUGCCCGGCUGGAGCGCCCCCGAGCUGAACGCGUCCCUGGCGGCGGCGGGGAACGCCACCAACGACAGCUGCGAUUCCCCCGACAGCCUGAGCCAGGCGGUCAUGUCCAUCCUGUUCCUGUCGCUUCUGGGCGUCGGCAUAGGUCAGACGGCCGCCUACAACCUGGGCAUUCCGUACAUCGACGACAACAUCGCCAGCAGAGAGUCGCCCAUUUACUUCGGGUUAAUGGCACCCGACAGUGAUCAGGGCCAGUGCCAGGGCCGCGUCAUUGUGACAUCAGCAGAUGAACUUUCGGCUUCGAAAUGUCACACUUCUGGGGGAAAGAAAGGUUAUAUUCAAACAAACAAAAUGCCAGUUGAUGUGAUAGAAUAA
Molecule: messenger RNA, 1542 nt
Organism: Penaeus indicus
Lineage: Eukaryota; Metazoa; Arthropoda; Malacostraca; Decapoda; Penaeidae
Product: solute carrier organic anion transporter family member 74D-like
Exons: 4
Coding region: 115-1542 (475 amino acids)
Biological process (GO): transmembrane transport; sodium-independent organic anion transport
Cellular component (GO): plasma membrane
Source: RefSeq, a predicted model, not a curated record